AUGGCAUCUCCCACCAGCAUGUUAGCGGAGGAGCAGGUGCACUGUGCCAUCUGUCUGGAUGUGUUUACCAACCCUGUCUCUAUCCCUUGUGGACACAACUUCUGCAUGGCAUGCAUUGGCAGCUACUGGAAGUCCAGUGCCCGUAUUAUGUGUCCGAUGUGCAAAAAGACUUUCUUCAAGCAGCCCGACAUCAGCAUCAACACAGUGCUGAGGGAAAUCUCUGAACAGUUUAAGGAAAUUAGAACAAACGCAGUUGCGAAACUUCAGAAGAUAACGCAACUGAACCCAGGACAGAGCCCUGUGGAACUCCCCACAGAAAUGCCUAAACUGAUACCUGCUAAUGGACCAUGGGCCCAAGAGGUGUCCUGCGACGUGUGCACUGGCCCUCAGCGACAGGCAGUAAAGUCCUGCUUGGUUUGUUUGACGUCUUACUGUGAGGAGCACUUAAAGACCCACACUUCCCGCUUCACCAAACACAAGCUGAUCGAACCCGUGCAGAACCUGGAGGACUGUAUGUGUAAGAAGCAUGAGAGGUUACUAGAGCUGUUUUGUAAGAAGGAUCAGACCAUAGUGUGUGUGCUGUGCACAGAGAUGGACCACAGGGCACAUUACACUGUUCCUGUCGAACGAGAGUGGACCGAGAAAAAGAACUUUCCAUCGUUAAUGUCUCAUCCACACACUAAAGACUGGUCUGAGACCUUGGAGACUCUUACUGAAGAAGUAGAAAAACUUGCAGAAAUAGAGCUGAAGAGAGUUCAGAAGUACUCAGUGGACAUCACCUUUGACCCGGACACGGCGAACCCCUGGCUGCAGCUGUCCGAGGGUGGCCAUCAGAUCCGUCACCUGGGCACAUGGCAGGACCUGGCCGACACACCUGAGCGCUUCGAUACGGUGGUGAUCGCUCUCAGCCGCGAGGGACUGUCCUCGGGACGCCGUUACUGGGAGGUCCAGGUGGGCGAGAAGGACGACUGGUACAUCGGUGUGGCCCGGGCGUCCGUCAACAGAAAAGGCAGGAUUUCGGUGAGCACGGCUCACGGCUACUGGGCUCUAGCCAUGAAGAAAGGCCAGGAAUAUCGCGUUUCUUCCUCUCCACCCCUCCUGCUCUCCAUCGAGCCCAAGCUGAAGAGAGUGGGCGUCUAUGUGGACUACGAAGAAGGACAGGUGUCGUUCUACGACGUACAAAACAAAGGUCACAUCUACACCUUUAUGGACUCGUUUAAAGAGAAACUCUUCCCGUUUUUCUACCUCUACUGCUGCGACAAGGCGUCAGACACCAUGAUGAUCUGUCCGGUGCAGGAGACGUCUCAUACUAAACAGUGCUGAAUCACGAGCCAUGCAAUGACUCUACAGUACUUCUGUUUCUAUACGGUUACUUUGUGCAUAUUAUAGAUAUUUAGUUUUAAUGCAUGGCCACGCAAAAAGGAAUUAUUCACAAACAACCAAAGCAUACAAGACUGAAAUAUACAUGAAAUAUAAUUUAAAUUGAAAUAAAAUUGAAAUAUUUAUGUAAAUCAGUGCAAGUGUAUAUAUAUAUAUAUUUCUACAAAAAUUGAAUCAGGUUUAUUGCAUGGCCAGAAUGUGAGGUAAGAUGCAACGAGCUGAACAUGACGACGCUGAAAACAGCAGUAUUUGCCAAAUUAUUAUAUGAUAAAAAUGUUAAAUAGGGAGGCCAUCUGUCCGACUCAUUUGUCCUCCUUUUAAGAUCAUCACUAUUAUACACUUUAUUCAAUGUUAUAUAAUUAAUAAAUCAAAUUAAUGAAUUAAAACAUACUGUAGGCUAAGUUUAAGCU
Molecule: messenger RNA, 1790 nt
Organism: Sinocyclocheilus grahami
Lineage: Eukaryota; Metazoa; Chordata; Actinopteri; Cypriniformes; Cyprinidae
Product: E3 ubiquitin-protein ligase TRIM58-like
Exons: 5
Coding region: 1-1323 (440 amino acids)
Molecular function (GO): protein binding; zinc ion binding
Source: RefSeq, a predicted model, not a curated record